CACUGCUACGCCCAGCGUGUUUACAAAGACCGUCAAUCCUUCAGCUUCGCUCAUAAAUUAAGUGGGGAAAAAACAUGAAAUUGUUGCCGUGAGGGGGAACAUGUGCUUGAGAUCAGGGCAUCAACACUGCUGGACGCGGGCCAUCAUGAACUAUCAGCGCGUACUGGUUGUUGUGCUUCUGGCAUUUCUAUCAAUUUCUUAUGAGGUGAAAGAGGCUACUGCUGCAUCAUUUCCCUGGAGCUGCUCCAGCUUCAGUGGUGUCUGUCGCCCAAUGUGUCUGCCAUCAGAAAUGCACUUUGGACCAUUUGGCUGUGCAAAAGGAUUUUUAUGCUGUGUGUCUCAUUUUGUAUAAGAACUAGGAACCUUUUGGCUCAGCCGCACUAAUUCAUCCUCAUUCCGAGCACCAUCAUGUGACUUCAGUUUAU
Megalops cyprinoides (Indo-Pacific tarpon) is the source of this 425-nucleotide messenger RNA. It is a transcript of the gene defbl1, whose product is annotated as defensin, beta-like 1. The record is from RefSeq and is a predicted model, not a curated record. NCBI's taxonomy places the organism in Eukaryota, Metazoa, Chordata, Actinopteri, Elopiformes, Megalopidae. The transcript is spliced from 5 exons. Bases 101 to 352 code for a protein of 83 amino acids. Gene Ontology annotation, cellular component: extracellular region. Gene Ontology annotation, biological process: innate immune response.